AUGAACUCGAAGUAUCUCCUGCGCUGCACGCUCCUACUUGCCCAUCUCCUUCCUUGUCGGGCUAAAUAUUCCAGGCUUGUACAGCUGACAGACUAUGACACUGAUGCCCCGCUAGAUAUGAGAGCGGCGAGAUCAUUCACGCUAGAUAUGCAAGAGGAAGGAUCAUCAAGUCGAGGAUGUCUUCCAGGGCUACAAGCAAAACGAAAAAGCAAACCGAGCUGGACCAGAAAUCCUGAAGCAAACCGUAUCAAUGAAGCUGAAGUAGAGGAACUGAAUUUUUUCGUAGACAGGAUGUACUCGUCGAGAACCAGUUGCAAAUCGUUCCUAAGGGGUGAAGCUGGUGACAAGAAUGAUCCAAAACCGCCAGCUACAAUCGAAAAGUUUUACAAAGAAAACAUCUUAGCUCAAGAGCUGAUUAAUCAGUUCAACAAAGAUGUAGGGAAAGAGGAAACAGAAACAUCUCCAGAUUUGAACCGACUGAUCAACGAUGUGUUGACGCAGAUGGCUGAUCUGGCAGCUGAAAAACAAGCCCUCGUUUAUGUGCAAGCCAAGAUUCUGACUUAUGCAAAAGCACUUACCCAUAUUACUUACUCCGCAAAAAUCGAAGAUCAGAAACAGAAAGAACUCAUGAAUGCAAACAUUAAGGCCAUCAGUCGUAAAUGGAGUACGCGCUUUGGUUCCCACUCACACGACAUUACAUGCAUGGACCUCAUCAAUAGUUUACCUUACGUGUUCGAUUUCUCAGCCAGUCUUUCAAAGAAGUUUCCGUACAUUGAUCGUUAA
Molecule: messenger RNA, 783 nt
Organism: Puccinia triticina
Lineage: Eukaryota; Fungi; Basidiomycota; Pucciniomycetes; Pucciniales; Pucciniaceae
Exons: 4
Coding region: 1-783 (260 amino acids)
Source: RefSeq, a predicted model, not a curated record